AUGGUAGAAGGCGGAGGAGCUGCUGGGCCCGAACCGAUUUCGGGGCCCAAACCCACCUCUUCGUACGAAUCCUUCGGCGACCGUCUCCGGUUCACGGUGGAGCUCCGUCCCGGAGAAACUACCAUCGUAUCGUGGAAGAAGCUUCUGAAGGAGGCUACCUCCAGUAAGCCCAACGGACCUGGCCGAUCAGCUUCGUUUCCGUUGCCGGAUGCCCAUCAGCAGCCGGUUUCUCAUCCUUUGCCUCCGGUACCUGCGGUGGAAUCUUCGAAUCAGGUGGCGGAGAAUGAAUUUAAAGACUCACAAGCUCAGGCCGGGCCGAACCGUUUGAGCAAUGUGAUUGAGAAAAUCGAGCGUAUGUAUGCGGGUAAUGGCAGUAGUGAAGAGGAGGAUGUUUUUUUGGAUGAUGUUCCCGAUGAUGAUGAUUAUGAUACAGAUGAUUCAUUCAUUGACGAUGCCGAAUUGGAUGAUUAUUUCAAGAUCGAUAACUCAUCCAUAAAGCAUGAUGGAUUUUUCGUGAAUCGUGGAAAGUUGGAGCGCAUUGAACCUGCCACAGCUGCAGACCCACAGCCAAAGAAAAGGAGACGUAAAGAUGCUACCAAAGGGGAAAGUGGGAAAAAUGAUGUAGAUAAUCCAAAAAAACAAGUGAAAAUGGGGAAUAGAGGUAGAAAAUCGAAUGAAAGAAGCUCCACUAGUCAGCCACACAGAAUGACGGCACCAAACAUGCUAACUUCUGAAGUACCAUCUGAUCCUUCUCCAUCAUAUGCUGCUGAAUCAUUAAAGAAGAACACUGUAGAUAUCCAAAUAGCUAUGAAUCCUUCAGAACUUCCGAGCGGUGAAGGCAUUAGGCAGAAUAAGAAUGCUGACCAGCAGACAACUAGAAUUCUCACAUCAGAGGACCAUAAUAGUAAACUGAAAGAGAGUAGGGAACUUCAAGAGCCGCCAGCUCAGGGGUCCAAUAACAAAAAUUUACAUUUAAGCGAGUCUCAUUCUGGGAAAAAACUAAAUAAUGGCGAUGAGCUGGGUUCAACUAUUCAACAGAAAGAGAAAGGUGGAAUUGUUGGGAGAUUUGACCUUAACGUCCCGCCUAGCGCUAGCAUUAGCAGGGAACCACAAAUUACAAAGGCUCCUCUCAUGCCAAGAAAAGAAGGAUCUAAUGUUAGAUCAAGAAUCUCAAUGCUCGAGAAGGCCAUUCGGGAGUUGGAAAAAAUAGUUUCUGAAUCUAGACCACCUUCUACUGAAGUCCAUGAUCCUGAUAACUCUUCUCAGACAGUGAAAAGGAGAUUGCCGCAAGAUAUAAAGCAGAAGUUGGCGAAAGUUGCUAGAUUAGCGCAUGCCAGCUAUGGAAAAAUACCAAAGGAUGUGACCAAUCGUUUGAUGAGCAUUGUUGGCCACUUAAUGCAGCUUAGGACGCUGAAGAGAAACCUUAAAAUCAUGGCUAAUUUGGGGUUAUCUGCUAAACAAGAGAAGGAUGAUCGGUUACAGAAGAUAAAACAAGAGGUUGCAGAUAUGGUCAGGCAGUGGAUUCCAUAUAUGAAGUCCAAGUUGGAGCAUCAAAAUGCUAGUUCAGAUGAUUUUCAAGGAGCUGCGCUAGAAGAGAAAGAAGCAUUGAAACGAAAGUACAGAAUGGAUGAUGCUCUGGAAAAUAAGAUUUGCGAUUUAUAUGAUCUUUAUGUCGAGAGACUAGAAGAAGACUCGGGCCCUCCUGUCAAAAGACUUUAUGAAGAGCUUGCAUCAUUGUGGCCUAGUGGAAUCAUGGACACUCAUGGAAUUAAACGUGCAAUAUAUAAAGCUAAAGAUAGGAGGAAGGCAUUAUCUAACCGGAGGAAGGUUUUAGACUCGGAGGAAAGGACAAAGGAUAUUCCCAGCAACAGUUCACUUAAUGCCAUGCCACAUGACAUCUUGCCGAAAAAGAAAGUCAGCAGAAAGUCAAAGUCGAACACAGAUACCGGUGAAGCUCAGUUAGACUCUGAGGAAAGGCACAAACAGCAUAAGCACGUAGCUAUGCCCGUCCAUAAACCGAACCUUGCGCCUGCUGGCCCUGACAACCCGAGUUGA
This is a messenger RNA of Striga hermonthica, 2055 nucleotides long. The record is from the annotation of a GenBank genome assembly. NCBI's taxonomy places the organism in Eukaryota, Viridiplantae, Streptophyta, Magnoliopsida, Lamiales, Orobanchaceae.